This is a messenger RNA of Debaryomyces hansenii CBS767, 1041 nucleotides long. RefSeq lists its product as uncharacterized. Bases 1 to 1041 code for a protein of 346 amino acids. The record is from RefSeq and is a predicted model, not a curated record. The transcript has a single exon. NCBI's taxonomy places the organism in Eukaryota, Fungi, Ascomycota, Pichiomycetes, Serinales, Debaryomycetaceae.
AUGCUCUAUUCGCUAAUAUCUAAUCUUCUUUGCUUUAUAUGGCCACUAUUUUUAACACUUAAACUGUUGAGUGGAGAGUAUUGCAAGAAACGUACCGUUGAUGGCAAAAAUAGCGACCAAAUUAAAUUUUUACUUAACUAUUGGAUAUGUUUUAUUAUUGUGGAUUAUAUAGAAAGGCUGGUGUUAUAUAAUGCUAUAUUUUGGCCUUGUUUUGGAUUCGGCUUCUUGCCAGAACUUUUUUCUUGCUCGAUAAAGCUUUGGUUAUUUUACAAUCAUGGAUGCUUGGUAAUAAACUAUUGUUAUCUCAACCAGUUUUUGAGGAAGGUUACUUGUGAAUUAGAAGCUGUUGACCCCUUGGAAGUUUUUGAGGUGAAUUUGGUAAACCCUGUGAUGAAGACUUUAUUGACAGAAAAUCAUCUUGCUCCUUUGAAAUUGCUAUCAAGUAUGAAGAUUGGGACUAUAAGCUGGACCGUUGGUCGAAUAGUUGAAUUUUGCCAGUGCUUUGUUAAGUCCGCUGACCAAUCCUUCUUGCAGUUUUCCCUAGAUUAUAUUUGUUAUAUGGAUUCUAAGCAGGAACUUGAAAAGCAUUUCGAGAUAACAAAAAGGUUCCUUGCUUCAGUAAUAUCCUUUAUUCAAUACCAAUUCAUUCGCUUGAACGUACAAGACGAGGAAUCCUUACCAAAAAUAGUACAGUUACUAUUAAUACCAAAUGUUCAACAAAAUGUUCCGUUGCACCAUACUCCGAAAUUCGAAUCACAUAAUGAUAGAAUCGAACCAGUUCGUAUGGAUCUGAAGGGUACAAAAGCUAAUGAUACGCUCGAGCCAGAGCUAGAAUAUCAAUCAAAAAGUAGUAUCUCAGACCAAAAGUAUUCAAUCAAUAAUAAAUUGCUACCGAGAUAUGUUGGGAAUUGUCAGUUCACAACUUAUUCUAAGCGAAAGCUGCAGAGAACAAGCUCUAAACCGAAAUAUCUCGAUAAUGCAAUAUCUGGAUAUGUAACAACAACAAUUUCCAACCCUUUUCAAUUUAGGAAGUUUAGGUAG